Molecule: messenger RNA, 737 nt
Organism: Paramecium pentaurelia
Lineage: Eukaryota; Ciliophora; Oligohymenophorea; Peniculida; Parameciidae
Source: the annotation of a GenBank genome assembly
UAAUGGACGCAGACAUAUUUAGAGAAAUGUUUCCUUAGGAUUAUAUGAAAAGAUUUUUAGAGAAAAAUGUUAGAAUAGAUGGAAGAUAAUUUAAAUAGGCUAGAUAGAUUGUUAUAGAAUUUGGAGAAGGAUUUACUAAUUAUUAAUAUGCUGAUUGUUUCAUUUCAGUCAAACAUAUAAUUCGGGAGAUAGAAUUAAAGGAAGUAGAUCUAAAUUAAUGCAUCAGUAUUAGUAUUUAAUGAGAUUAAGAAUUAUCAAUAAAUAUGGAUAAUCAAGAAGAUUUAAGUAAUCUAGAUAAAGCCAGAAUAGAAAAACAUUAUCUGAAUUAAAUUCAAGAUAUUGUGAUCCAGAUUGUAGAUCCUUAAAGAUUGAGAACUUAAAAUGAUAAAGUUUCAUAAAUUGAAUUAUUUAUCAGAGUAGCUGGGGCAGAUGGUUCAUUAUUAUCUCAUCUAAUAAAUUGUGUUUCCUUUUCCUUAUAAUAAAGUAAAUUUUAAUGAAUUAACAUAUUAGUUAAACAAUUUGAUUCUAAAAUGUCGAUAAUUUAUAAAGAAAUCAAAUGUUCAACUUUUGGUGUUUUUGAAGAUAAAAUUCUUGUGGAUCCAUCUGAUUUUGAAGAAAAGAAUAGUUCAAUUAUAACUGUGAUUUCCUUUUUGGAUGAUGAACAGUUUAUUUUUAAGAAGUAUGACGGUAAAUCACUGAAUUAUAAUUAAAUAUAAUAAAUAAUUUAAUCAUUUUGA